Molecule: messenger RNA, 2065 nt
Organism: Poecilia reticulata (guppy)
Lineage: Eukaryota; Metazoa; Chordata; Actinopteri; Cyprinodontiformes; Poeciliidae
Source: RefSeq, a predicted model, not a curated record
AAGGCUCCUCAUGCACUUUUAUUCCCCACACCGCCACACUGGAAUUAUGGUUAUUGUGGAGAAGUUGUGAAACAAGAAUGAUCUCAUGAAGCCUUAAAGUCGGUGUGGAAGCUGAGCUCGCAGUGCUGGCCCGGUUCGGUCACAGAGGGAGUCCUCUCCUCCUCCAGAGGCUGGCUGCGGCGCUUCCUCAUGCUCAAGCUGGUCACCGUGCUGCUCUUCCCCUACGGCGACGAGCUCCCCCUGCUGGUCGGCUGCGUGCUCAGCCUGCGGGCUCUGCAGCUGCUCCGCUCCCCUCACGUCUCCACCAAGCCGUCCACCGUCUUCCUGCUCCAGCUGGCCCGGACGGACGCGCUAGUGCUGCUGCGCUGGCUCAUCCGGCUGGGACUGACCGUGGGACUGUGGGCCGAGGAGGAGGCGGGAACGAGCCGGGCUCUGAGCGCGCUGAGCGAGCAGCUGCUCGAAGCCCAUCACCUGGCCUCUCUGCUCCUGCUGGGGCUGCUGGGGCUGGAGGCCACGCUGCUGGCCCACUGGCCGCUGCAGACCCGGAGGUUCAGGACUUCCCAGUGGGCCCGGCUGUGCUGCCGUCUGACCUGGGGGCUGGUGCUGCUGGAGCUCGUGUGUUUGCUUCACGCGAGGCUCUCUGAGCGGCAGACGUACCUGUCGACGCUGCCCGUCGUCUCCCUGGGCCUGAGGAAGAUGCUGUGGUUCGUGAAUUCGUGGAUGCAUUACACCGUUUACAGUUUCAAACCACAGAGAAGGAAGAGCUCGUUUCAUUAAGAGCUUCUAAAAACUCAAAAGUGUUUCCACUCUGCUAAAACACCAAAUUUUACAAAGUACUUUGUGGUCUGUUUUUUUUUUUUUUUUUUUUUUAGUACAAACACUUGAAAUAAGAGCAAGCUAACUUAGAAUUAAAAUUAAGUUAGCUUAAUUUCGGUCGUAAACCAUAACAUGGAGGGGCUUUAUAGGAGCUGGAUUUGAUUUUUAGUACUAAUUCUGUUGGGAGAUAAAUUUUUCCCAUGUUAUAAGAUACUUGCACUAAAACUAGACCAGAAAUGCUUGACUUUAUGUUUUUGCAGAGCGAUUUAUUUAUAGAUAAUUAUGUUGAUUUAUAGUCAAAUAGUGUUUUCAUUUGUUUUGAAGCUUAUCCUGUUUUUUUGUUGUUGUUGUUUAGAGCGUCUCUUAAAUUCAUUCCUUAGUGUCAAAUUUAAAACUAAUGAAAAAUCUUUUAAGAUUUUAUUGGCCCAAAUAAAUAGGCAGUAAUGUCUCUCUAUAAGUUUCUUAUGAUUGUAGAUUUUUAUUUAUUUAUUCUUUUAAAGCUUAGCGUAUUGUAAAGGUCAUCUAAAGCCAUUUCCUGCUUAUGUUUUAAAUCUCCUGUUUGUCCAGGAUCUGGCUUGCACAAUCCAGCAUUAUCUGUGGUGAAUCCAGUGAUUGUUUUGUGCUCUGACGCAGAAGAUUAUGAAAUUAUUUUUUUGCCAAAUUGCAGAUGUUUAGCCCUCUGGCAGACUAUUUUCCCAGGACUCUCCUUAGGAUUUUUUUUUACAUUUAUAACCAGUUACUUGAAUUUCCCCACUGGGGGACAAUUAAGGGUAUUUCUAUUCUAUUCUUGUCUACUUGACUAAAAAUGCAUGACUUGAUGAAUGUAAAAGCAUCUAUAAUUUAUUCCUCAUAUUGUGUUUAAGUAUUUUUAACUUGUCUUCUUCCAGUCAAAGGUCUUGAUGAAAUAUAACAUCUUGUCCAUUUGGAAGGUUAUUUAACUUUCCGAUGGGGUAAAGGGUAAAGAUGCUCAUGUAUUUACUUCCUCUUGAUCUGUUUAACGAACAUGGCAGAAAUUUUGCUGUCACAAUUUGUAAUUUAAGACGUGUGUUUUUAAACGAUGCUGAGUGAAUAAAAAGACCUUGUGAGAUGAAUUAUGCACACAACAGGUUUUAUAACAAAACCAUCAAUAAACCACCUAGAAAAACACUGUAAAAAAUCAGCUGUUUUCCUGCAAAAAUUACAGAUGUUAAGUAAUUAACUCUUCUAAAAAAUUAUGUAAAAUUAAGGCUGAAUUACAUUAAUAAUCUGU